Molecule: messenger RNA, 3504 nt
Organism: Diabrotica balteata
Lineage: Eukaryota; Metazoa; Arthropoda; Insecta; Coleoptera; Chrysomelidae
Source: the annotation of a GenBank genome assembly
AUGUUAAACUACUAUCUUGAGCAUCUGUACACUAAAGAUUUACCCGAAGGCAGCAUCAGUCAGCUGGAAGUAGUCGGGACUAGAACAACGAUCCUCGAAUCGGAGAGUCUGGCGGGUUGCCAAGUGCAGGCACUUAUUCUUACCAAUAACCAUCUUCAGCAUAUCUCAGAUCGAGCUUUCAGAAAUCAAAUAUCUUCAAUAAACGGUGUGUGGUCGCACAUGAAAACCUCAGUCUCAACCCUUUUCCUGGGCGAGAACGACAUAACCAUCCUACCGAACGAGACAACAAACCACAACGGAGUAAAACAGAGCCAACAAAGUUUACGACAAUUCAAAUCUCUGAUUUGGUUAAACUUGGACGGAAACCGAAUAUUCGAAAUACAUAAACACUCAUUACCUAUUUGCUUGAAAACCGCAAGUCUUUCCUACAACUUGUUGCACGUGUUUCCGAUCGAACUUAUAGCGACCUCCCCGUAUCUGCAAUGGCUGUACCUACGAGGGAACCACAUAAAAUUGAUACCGCAGUACACUUUACCGACGAUGUUAUACUUGGAGAAGAUAGAUUUAGCUGAAAAUUUCAUAAGUACACUGCCGGCUUAUCUCUUUAACAAUUCUCUCAAUAUAAGAGAUAUUAAUUUGGCGUUUAACGACUUUAGAAUGUUAACGGAUAAUUGUUUCUCCGGCCUAAAUACAGGAAGAAUUAUUUUAUCGUAUAAUUCUAUCGAAAAAAUGGACUACGAUGCUUUUAACGGUAUUUUAAGUUCCCUGGAAUACUUGGAUCUUGACCACAACAAUUUGCAACGUAUUCCUGGAGGAAUUCGAAGAUUAAAAGGAUUGAAAUAUCUAUAUAUUUCUUCGAAUUUACUGAAAGAUAUUGAUCCAACAGCUUUUGAUAAUUUUGCGCCAAGUUUAAGAGCGUUAAGUUUGAGUGGAAAUCAGCUAAUUGAAAUCCCAUCAACAGCUUUACAAAACUGUACCAAACUUUCACACUUCAACAUCGCUUUUAAUGAAAUAGUUGAAAUUGAUGAAGGUGCGUUCCAAAAUUGGGGAUCGACUAUUAAAAGCCUAGUUUUAUCCAAUAAUCGGUUAAUAAAGCUAACAAAUAACGUUUUUGAUGGUAUGGAAGAACUUAACGAGUUAAGUUUGAGUUUUAACCCUCUUAGAUUUAUAGAAAAAGACACUUUUACUGGCUUAACAAAGUUGGAAAGUUUCGAAUUAUCUUUCGGAUUCGAGGAAAACGAACUAAACUACGAAAUUUUUGACCCCAUGAUCAGCCUAAAAGGUCUAUCGCUGGACCACAAUAAUAUUGUUUCGAUUUAUCCGUCGUCUUUUUUAUUGCCGGAGCUAAUGUACCUCAAUUUGGAGUCUAAUAAGAUUAGAGCGAUCCCGAAAACGUUCCUUAAGGCGAACGUUCACUCCAAGCUUCAGGACAUCCGCUUUUCAGACAACGAGCUGACGGUUAUCGAGACUGGCACGUUUAGAGCAUUACCUAAUUUGGAAACUGUCCUGUUAUCCAACAACAAGAUUAGGAACAUCGAGAAGCAAUCGUUCUCCGACCUGCCAAAACUCAAUACGGUCAUUCUUUCGCAUAACAGGUUGAGCGAUAUUAGCCGUGAUGCUUUCACGAAUUUGCAGGGCGUUGGGAAGAUCGAUUUUUACAAUAACUUGUUGUCUGAAGUGUCUUUUACGUUUUUCACGAAUAUUUCUGGAGCACUGCACUUGAAUUUCAGCAGAAACCAAAUUGUUUCCUGCGUUUCAGAUUCUAGAGUUUUAAAUAUACAAGUUUUCGACUUGAGAUAUAACAAUUUAGAUAAAAUUCCCGGCUGUAUCGAAAAAACUUCCGCUUUAAGAAAACUUUAUUUGGAUUUUAAUAUAGUAAAUAAUUUAGAUCAUAGCGUUUUUAUGCACUUGACCUCUUUAGAAUAUUUAGGAUUGCAACAGAACAACAUAAAAAGUGUGAAAAAGAAAGCAUUUUUUGGAUUACAAAACCUCCAAUCUUUGGAUUUAUCGAAAAACUUUAUUAACCAACUGCACAUAGGACAAUUCGCCAAUAUGUCAAAAUUGAGGAUACUAAAUCUUAGUGGAAACCAUUUAAGUUACCUACCGAAAGAGAUCUUUAAAAGUACUCACAUCGAAAUGCUAGAUCUCAGUUUUAAUUUGUUUUCAGUUGUGCCUAGUACAAGUCUGUCAGACAUCGGCAUAUCUUUAAGGCACUUCUCCAUGAGGUCCAACAACAUUGAACACAUCGAUAUAACAACAUUUCCAGAUAUACCGCUAUUACAGCAUUUAGAUCUAGGAAACAACAAACUAACUAUUUUACCUGAUAAUGUAUUUACUAGUUUAGGACUUCUCCAAACAUUAGACCUAAGUUUUAACCCACUCAGGUCAAACUUUAAGGAAUUGUUUCAUUAUGCUCAAGGUUUAAAGUUUUUAAAUUUAGCUAACACAGGCAUGAUUGCUACGCCACAUUUUCCCCUGCCAGAUCUAAUAUCGCUAAACCUCUCCUACAACAGUAUUGAAGCAAUCAACAAAAACUCUGUACAACAGUUAUCAAAUCUAAAAUCUCUAGAUUUGAGUCACAAUAAUUUACUACAAGUUCCUUCUCAGCUUUGGAUCCAUCUUCCUAACCUAAAAACUCUAGAACUGUCAUACAAUCCUAUCAAAGAACUGUUGUUUGAUAAUUUUGUAAACUUGCAAAAUCUACAGGAACUGAAUAUACAACAUCUAAAUUAUUUGAGUAGGUUUGAAAGUGAAGCUAUUACACAGCUAAAGAUCUUAUCAAAACUCUCAAUGCAAACAUGGCCUAAAAUCGAAAACUUUUCUGAAAAGUUGUGCCAAAUGCUUUCAAACAUCGACCAAUUACGGGUUUUAAGAAUACUAGUUGUAGAACCAGAAUUGACUGACCAAUUAUUAUGUAUAACAAACAGGAAAAUUAGAUUGUUAGAACUGACGGGAAGAAAUUUGAAAGUUGUUAAUAAAGACGCAUUUGCUAGGUUUACAAAGAAUCCUGAACUAACGAUUAAACUCCAUGGAACUCAAAUAGAAGAAUUGCCCUCUGGGUUAUUUUCGAAUAUGUUUAAGAUAGCUCAUUUGACGCUGGAUCUUCGGAAUAACAUGCUGACUCACUUACAUCCGGAGAUUUUCUAUGGAAACUCGAGUAGGUGGAAGAAUGUUGGAACAACUUUAAUAUCAGGUGGCCUUUUUCUAUCCAACAACCCAUUCCGUUGCGGUUGCCACCUAUCCUGGCUGAGCCACUGGUUACGGCGAUGGACGAGGGAGAGCCUUCAGUCUCACAAUUCUCCCAUAGAAGCAGUGAUCAAAAUGAACGAAGUAAUUAAAGAGUCCACAUGUAUCGACUCCGUUACCGGGACUAGGAUACCCAUAGUGGAUCUGGAACCUGAGGACAUGAGCUGUCAUGCUAGUGCUCUUAGUAACGGGACAUAUUCGAACAACGCGUCUGUGAUAUUUGUUAUUUUGUUGAUAAUUAUUAAAUUUGUAAGGUAG